GGUCGGUCGGUCGGCUGGCUAUGCGCCUGCGCACAGCAGCCGGGCAGGUGGCUGGUGUGUUGUUAUUCGGCGGCGGUGGCGGCGGCAAGAUGGCGGCGCACGGGGGUUCUGCGGCCUCCUCGGCGCUCAAAGGGUUAAUCCAGCAGUUCACCGCCAUCACAGGUGCCAGUGAAAGUGUGGGGAAACAUAUGCUUGAAGCAUGCAACAAUAAUCUAGAGAUGGCUGUCACUAUGUUUCUGGAUGGUGGAGGCAUAGCAGAGGAGCCCAGCACCAGUUCAGCAGCAGUGUCAACUGUCCGACCAGAUACCGAGGAUGAAGUACGAGCACCAAUUCCACAAAAGCAGGAAAUUUUGGUAGAGCCGGAGCCCUUGUUUGGAGCUCCUAAACGACGCAGACCUGCCCGUUCAAUAUUUGAUGGUUUUCGGGAUUUUCAAACAGAAACCAUUCGACAGGAGCAGGAGCUGCGGAAUGGAGGUGCAAUAGAUAAGAAACUCACUACCCUUGCAGACCUCUUCAGGCCUCCCAUCGAUCUGAUGCACAAAGGCAGCUUUGAAACGGCCAAAGAAUGUGGUCAGAUGCAGAAUAAAUGGCUCAUGAUUAACAUCCAGAAUGUGCAGGACUUUGCAUGUCAGUGUCUCAACCGUGAUGUCUGGAGCAAUGAGGCUGUGAAGAACAUUAUUCGGGAGCAUUUCAUUUUUUGGCAGGUAUACCAUGACAGUGAGGAAGGACAGAGAUACAUACAGUUUUAUAAACUGGCAGAUUUCCCUUAUGUCUCCAUUCUGGACCCCAGGACAGGCCAGAAAUUAGUGGAGUGGCACCAACUGGAUGUAACUUCUUUCUUGGACCAAGUGACUGGUUUCCUGGGUGAGCAUGGGCAACUGGAUGGACAUUCUACCAGCCCUCCCCAAAAAUGUUCCCGCUCUGAGAGCCUCAUUGAUGCUAGUGAGGAUAGUCAGAUGGAAGCUGCCAUCAGGGCCUCCCUGCAGGAGACGCAUUUUGAUUCCUCCCAGGUCAAACAGGACAGCCGAUCAGAUGAGGAGUCUGAAUCUGAGCUUUUCUCUGGAAGUGAGGAAUUUAUUUCUGUUUGUGGCUCUGAUGAUGAUGAUGAUGAGUCCGAGAAUCCUGCCAAGUCUAGGAAGUCUCCACACAAGGACUUAGGGUGUAGGAAAGAGGAGAGCCGGAGGCCUCCGCCUGAGCCCCCCACAAGGACUGAGCCUGGAACAACAUCAAACCAUCGAGUAAUGUCCUGCAUUGAUGCUGGGAUACUAGAGGAAUCAGCUGACAAGCCUGACAGUGCAGUGGAGGGAUUGGAUGUGAAUGGACCGAAGGCACAGCUGAUGCUAAGGUAUCCAGAUGGAAAGAGGGAACAAAUUUCACUGCCUGAACAAGCUAAACUUCUGGCUCUCGUGAAGCAUGUCCAGUCAAAAGGAUACCCUAAUGAACGUUUUGAACUUCUCACCAACUUCCCUCGAAGGAAGCUUUCUCACCUGGACUAUGACAUCACAUUGCAGGAGGCUGGCCUGUGCCCUCAAGAGACUGUCUUUGUGCAGGAAAGGAAUUAGCACCAUGGCCUGAGCUCUCCCAGCCUCCCUCCCCUCCUCCUCUUUGCCUGUGAUACCAACGCACUAAAUAUGCAGCUGGGCUCAUGGGAUCACCGAGCUGAAAUCAGGCAGGCAGGCAUUUGCCACAUCUCCCUCUUCCUCCUUUCUCCUAGUCUUGUGACCAAAUGAAAAUGCUAAGAUAUGAGCUUUCCCAGUUUUGGGCUUGGAAAAAUCAUGCUCUAAUUGUGGAGGAACAUGCCUCCUACAACUACACAUCCCUUUCUCAGAAUAAAAGGGUAGUCUGUGCAUCCAACAUGCUGGGGUUAGGGAUGGCCAUAACAAACAGAUAUUUCUCACCGCUACCCCUAAAAAAAAAUCUAUUUUGUUAAUAUAUUUUAUUUUUAUUGAGAAAUACCAUGUGGCUAGGCACUGAGUUGUCUCCCUACACAGAGAAAUUGUAAUUUGCAGUAGAGUUUUUCUUGGUUUUGGUUUUCUACACAAAAGGUCUCCAUUAACCUUACAGCCAUGUGAGGAUCCCUUUUCAUGUCCUUUGCAGAAUACUGAUUUGCUGGAAGGAUGUGGUGUGAGCUAUGUUUAACAAUUCAGGCUGGGCUUGGUAGAUUACACAUGCAUAUUUUCCCCUCUUUUCCUGCUGAUGAAGUGACAUCUUGUUUUAAGUGAGGGUUGACCUGCCAGGGGAUUUGGCAAAUAUUUAGCAUGCCUGAUACGGGAAUUGGAUGCUUGGUCUGGAGCUGAAACCUCCUGUUUUCAUAGUUAGAACUUACCUCCAGAAUCUAUUCUCUUAUUCCAAAAUGUGGCCUCUUUGUUGUCAGGACUUUAUUGGUCGUGGGAUAGUGUAAGAAUAUCAAACUUUCUGUAAAACUUUUGCCAUCGUACAACUUAAAAACUAAUUUGA
Molecule: messenger RNA, 2457 nt
Organism: Terrapene triunguis (Three-toed box turtle)
Lineage: Eukaryota; Metazoa; Chordata; Testudines; Emydidae
Gene: UBXN7
Product: UBX domain protein 7
Exons: 11
Coding region: 21-1562 (513 amino acids)
Biological process (GO): proteasome-mediated ubiquitin-dependent protein catabolic process
Cellular component (GO): nucleus
Molecular function (GO): ubiquitin binding
Source: RefSeq, a predicted model, not a curated record